Molecule: messenger RNA, 972 nt
Organism: Racocetra persica
Lineage: Eukaryota; Fungi; Glomeromycota; Glomeromycetes; Diversisporales; Gigasporaceae
Source: the annotation of a GenBank genome assembly
AUGACCAGCUUUUUAACCUACAAGACUUUUAUUGAAGAAGGAGACCUUGUCAUUGCGUACAUGUCUCGCGAGAACAUGACACCGCUAAUUAUGGAUCCUAAAUUGACGUACAACAAUAAAUUUGGUACUUUUCGGCAUUCAGAUAUGAUUGGAAAGGAAUAUGGAACUAAGAUGCCUUCUCAUAAUGGCAGAGGAUUUAUGUACUUGUUGCAUCCAACACCGGAAUUGUGGACGCUUGUUGUUCCACAUAGAACACAAAUCCUAUAUAUGGCGGACAUUUCUUUUAUAACAACAUAUCUUGAUCUAAAACCUGGCUCAAUAAUAUUGGAAUCUGGAACUGGAAGUGGAUCCUUUUCUCAUUCCCUAGCUAGAACUGUUGCACCAAAUGGUCAUUUAUAUACGUUUGAAUAUCAUGAAGAACGUGCAAAAGCUGCAAAACAAGACUUUGAAAAACAUGGUCUCUCUGAUCUCAUCACUAUUGAAUGCAGAGAUGUUUAUAAGGAUGGGUUUGGAAUAACUGAUUUGGUACAUGCUGUAUUUUUGGACUUGCCUGCACCAUGGGACGCAAUCGCUUCAGCUAAAGCUGCUUUUAAGCAAAAACGAAUAGGUAAAAUUUGUUGUUUUAGUCCAUGCAUUGAACAAGUACAACGGGCAUGUGCUUCGUUGAACAAACAUGGGUUUGUCGAAAUUAAAAUGUUUGAAUGCCUUAUUCGUAAUCAAGAAGUGCAUACAAUCCCAAUAUACACCGUGAAAGAUGCUGUGUCCAAAAUCAAAGUUCAACAAGACAAAAAACGUAAGCGUAACGAAGAAGAAUCAUCUAAUUCGAAAGCAGCUAAAUCUCCUAAAAUUAAACAAGAUCCACCAAAUUUAUAUGUAUCCAAAACUCCAACUGAAGCAAAAGGUCAUACUAGUUAUUUGACUUUUGCAACGUUUUUGCCAGUUUUAGACGAUGAAGUUGAGAUUAUUGAUAGA